AUGCAAUCAUUCCGACUGAUGAGUAAGCGUCCCAGCUCACCCCUGGACAACGCCAUACCCACCAUCAACGUGGACCAGAUCCAACCUCUGAUCAACUUCUGGAGGACUGUGCAGACCGCAGGCUUCAGCGAGCACGAGGUUCGCACACACAUGUCACAGCUGUUCAUGGAUAUUAUCAUGAACUUCUCUGAUCAAAUCCUCAGUGGUGUGGGGAAAAUCAUCGCCCGGGAACAGCUUUCGUCAAGUGAUGCUUUGCUCUCGGAAGAUGCCGUGAAAGACGCCCUGAGCGCUGUCCUCCGAACCAGCUUCAAGACCAGUUCUGCUGAUGAGUAUUAUGCACUUGAGAAGGCCCAUGAGCAGAUAAGUGCUGAGGUGACUGACACUGUCAACUCGGUUCUGAGUCGCGUGGGAUCUCCUGGAAGCAAACUGACAGUAGACAAAGAACAAGGCUACACCCCAUCCAGAUACAAGCUCCUCAGCAUCGUCUCCAAUGCCCAGAAGUUCAUGCAAUGCUGUUGGCCAUGCAGGACAAAGAUCUCAGGUGAGGAGAAGCCGGUGGACAAAGAGCUACAAGAGAGGGCCAAACGUCUCAAAGUCAGAAAUGAACUCAGACGGAACGGGCUGGGAGUGGCAGAAUCUGUGGAGACUGCAAACCUGUCUCAGAACGGUGCCUCUGGGAUUUCGAGUUUUGUUCCAGAGAUCAAACCCAGAUCCGACUCUGCAACCAGUGAGACACAAGAAACACAAGUGGAGAGUCUCCCUACAGAAACUGAGCAGGAGACAACCAAACAGACCACUCACAGCUCUAGUGGAAGAACGAAGAAAACGAACGAAGAAAGAGGCUUUGACCCGACGCCACCGCCCAGAAUGGAAGACUUAAGGUUUCAUAGCAGAACGGAUGAGCUAAUGCAACCCAUCAGAGAAGUAGAGUUCAUGCAAUCAUUCCGACUGAUGAGUAAGCGUCCCAGCUCACCCCUGGACAACGCCAUACCCACCAUCAACGUGGACCAGAUCCAACCUCUGAUCAACUUCUGGAGGACUGUGCAGACCGCAGGCUUCAGCGAGCACGAGGUUCGCACACACAUGUCACAGCUGUUCAUGGAUAUUAUCAUGAACUUCUCUGAUCAAAUCCUCAGUGGUGUGGGGAAAAUCAUCGCCCGGGAACAGCUUUCGUCAAGUGAUGCUUUGCUCUCGGAAGAUGCCGUGAAAGACGCCCUGAGCGCUGUCCUUCGAACCAGCUUCAAGACCAGUUCUGCUGAUGAGUAUUAUGCACUUGAGAAGGCCCAUGAGCAGAUAAGUGCUGAGGUGACUGACACUGUCAACUCGGUUCUGAGUCGCGUGGGAUCUCCUGGAAGCAAACUGACAGUAGACAAAGAACAAGGCUACACCCCAUCCAGAUACAAGCUCCUCAGCAUCGUCUCCAAUGCCCAGAAGUUCAUGCAAUGCUGUUGGCCAUGCAGGACAAAGAUCUCAGGUGAGGAGAAGCCGGUGGACAAAGAGCUACAAGAGAGGGCCAAACGUCUCAAAGUCAGAAAUGAACUCAGACGGAACGGGCUGGGAGUGGCCGAAUCUGUGGAGACUGCAAACCUGUCUCAGAACGGUGCCUCUGGGAUUUCGAGUUUUGUUCCAGAGAUCAAACCCAGAUCCGACUCUGCAACCAGUGAGACACAAGAAACACAAGUGGAGAGUCUCCCUACAGAAACUGAGCAGGAGACAACCAAACAGACCACUCACAGCUCUAGUGAGUCUUUUGGUGACAAGGAACAUAUUACCAACGAGAUCUUGUCUGAAAACAAGCAGCAAAAAGCAAUGAAGGCUGCUGCACAACAAGAAAAAAGGAAGAGAGUGACUCAAAGCUCUGUAAACACCUGGUGCUCAUGUCAAGCGUACUUGGAGAUGAAAGAGCUCCUGGAUGAAGCAGCAGUAACAGUUGCCCGAUCUUCCAGCCUGAACAAAGAUGAGGCUGAGGUUCUUGUAAGCAGACUGAGUGAUAAGAGUGAAGCGGAUGCAGUGUCUAUCUACUCCAUGAUGUUGGACGAGAUGGAUGAAAUCCGAUACAGAAACUCUCUGGACUCUGAUGAGCGUAAAGUAAGCACUGAUAUAGAAACAAUGGAGGAAGAGGCAGCCUGUCAUUUGGAGAAGUUGAUGUCCGUGCCUGAUGACAUCCAAGAGGCCAGUUUCUAUGAGAAAUUGUCCCAGGACAUCUCCAAUGGACAACACAAGGAUGUGAAUGAGGCACUUCAACAGGUCAUUGUGCAGAAUAUGAGCCCCAGAAACUCUAUUGGAGCCUGGAAAUUUGGCAGAAAGGUCACAAGAUCAGUGCUCGAAUUCCUGAAGUCCGUAAAGGAGUGGGUUGAUAAACAGAGGGAUCAGGAACCAAAGACGGGUGAAGUCAGAAAUACUUAUCAAAAACUGCAAAAUGCCGUCCUCUGUAUGUCUAUGGACCCCCAGACCCACUAUACAGGCACACGCUAUACCCCUCCCCAACCAACAACUGCAGCAGAUGUUCAUUUCGAGUGGGACACAUAUCACAUCAGAUUCUUGGCUUAUGAAGUAACAAGGCACGCCCUCCAGACCAAAAGUCUGACCAAUGUGGCCCCAUUUGUAAAGUUGUGGCAGCGGCUGGAGGAAAAUAUGACACAAUGGAACGUGAAGGUGAGGCCUGAUGCUGAGAACAUCCUGGAUGUGGCGGAGGAUGUGUACAAAGACCUGUGCUCGGGGUCCAAAAAACACUGGGUUUCAUUCAACUGCCUCAUCGAUGAGAACUACAUCGACACCAUCAUAGACACAAUCCGCUAUAAUCUGGAGAUACCCCAGAAGAAGAGCCGCAUCAGCUCCUUCUUCCAAUCAGUAAGACGUUUUUUUUGCAGAAGCAUGUCUUUUAGACUGUAUUAA
Knipowitschia caucasica is the source of this 2895-nucleotide messenger RNA. The record is from the annotation of a GenBank genome assembly. Lineage: Eukaryota; Metazoa; Chordata; Actinopteri; Gobiiformes; Gobiidae.